AUGUGGGCAGAUCGGCGGUUGGGUCAGUCGACUCCCUCAGCUACUCCUCCACAAUCGCGACCCUACUCUCCGGCAUCCAGGCGAACCGGACCUGGACCUCUUCCUCCUCGGCCCAGCUUGUACUCUCGAUCGUCCUCAUCGUCGCUCGCCUCAACGCCCAAUGCGUCGGUAACGAGCCUUGCUCCCGCGGCAAGGCAGCCAAAUGGAUCCAGUCUGCGCAAUGAGAUCACACAUCCGCCUCCAGACAAUGUGCCAGACCCAUUGGAGGUGUUGCAAGCCAUUGUUGGGAAGCCUUUGAGCACACAGGCUGACAAUGGCUCGACGCCUGAUCGUGCAUGGAGGCCGGAUGAGCUCGUCGAAGAUAUUGAUUUUGGAGAGCUGAGCCUCGAAGACUUUCUGAAACGCGACGCCGUUGGCACACAGCAGACCAUUGAUGUACAUAGCUAUACAGUGCAAUCAAUAGAAGAAUAUGACAAGGAAAAGGAGAAAUUUGAGGACCUGCACAAGUCCAUUUCUGCCUGCGAUCAAAUCCUACAAUCAGUAGAGACGUACUUGACUGGCUUUCAGGCGGAUCUAGGAGCUGUAUCUGCCGAGAUCGAGACUCUUCAGUCACGAUCUGCUUCCAUGAACACCAAGCUCGAGCGCCGCAAAGUUGUCGAGAACCUCCUUGGACCGAUAGUGGAAAGUUUGAGCUUGUCGCCAGCAGUCGUUCGAACGAUUUCCGAAGGAACGGUCGAUGAGGCAUGGGUUCGCGCCUUGGCCGAGCUCGAGAAGAGGUCCAGAACGAUUGAAGCAAAGAGACAGGAGUCACAAAAAGUCAAGGCGUUGGAAGAUAUCGAGCCUCUGCUCGAGAAUCUAACGAACAGAGCCAUUGAGCGGAUACGAGACUACCUCGUCGCCCAGAUCAAGGCGUUGCGGUCUCCUAACAUCAACGCACAAAUUAUCCAACAGGACAACUUCAUGAAAUACAAAGACCUCUAUGCCUUCCUAGCACGGUACCAACCCAAACUUGCCGAUGAGAUUGGGCAGGCGUACGUGAAUACAAUGCGAUGGUAUUACCUCAGUCACUUCACGCGAUACGAGGCUGCUCUCAAGGCUAUCAAGCUUCAUGUUGUUGAUAAAAAUGAUCUCAUAGGACAACAAGAUGAUCCUAGCCUUCGACGACCGGCAAAACCGGGUCCAGCCACACAUGAUCCGUUCAGUUUGGGUAGACGGAUCAACGCUUUGAAGCCUUCAUCACGAACUGCGCUUUCGUCCUAUCUCGCGGAGGAGGACAAGUCCACGCAUUACAUGGAAACUCCGUUUAGAUCGUUCAACCUGGCGCUGAUUGACAAUGCUAGCUUCGAAUAUUCGUUCCUCAGUGGGUUCUUCGCGCCGACACAGAAUUUCCACGCCAUUUCCCGAACAUUCGAUGCAAUAUUCAACCCUACCUUCAACCUAGGCCAGAAUCUGACCAAGUCGUUGGUGGAGAACAGUACGGACGCAUUGGGGAUCCUGCUAUGCGUUCGUAUUAACCAGCAGAUGGCGUUCGAGCUACAGCGCAGAAAAGUACCCGCCGCUGAGGGCUAUGUCAAUGCCACCAACAUUCUGCUCUGGCCUCGAUUCCAACAGGUGAUUGACCUGCAUUGUGAAUCUUUGAAACGGGCAUCCGCCGCUCUGUCUGGUCGCACGGGGGCCUCAGCGCUCCUCUCGGGUGGGGGCACGGCGGUUCCAGUGCAUUCAACUGCGCCGCAUCCCCUCACACAGCGGUUCGCAAGUUUCUUGUUGGGAGCCUUGAAUCUAAGCAGUGAAGCCGGUGAUGAUGAGCCCGUGGCCAGAAGUCUCGGCCGCCUAAGGGGUGAAUACGAGGCAUUUCUCACCAAGUUCAGCAAAUCUGUUGGAGAAGCGAGGAAAAGGGAGAGGUUUCUGUUCAAUAACUUCUCAUUGGUAGCGACAGUGCUCGAAGAAGCACAAGGGAAGCUUGCUGAGGAGCAUCGUGAGCAUUUCGCGGAGCUCAAGGAGACAUAUGGGGACUAG
Molecule: messenger RNA, 2016 nt
Organism: Verruconis gallopava
Lineage: Eukaryota; Fungi; Ascomycota; Dothideomycetes; Venturiales; Sympoventuriaceae
Exons: 4
Coding region: 1-2016 (671 amino acids)
Biological process (GO): retrograde transport, endosome to Golgi; Golgi to vacuole transport; endocytic recycling
Cellular component (GO): GARP complex
Molecular function (GO): syntaxin binding
Source: RefSeq, a predicted model, not a curated record